Molecule: messenger RNA, 4725 nt
Organism: Cicer arietinum (chickpea)
Lineage: Eukaryota; Viridiplantae; Streptophyta; Magnoliopsida; Fabales; Fabaceae
Product: transcription initiation factor TFIID subunit 2
Biological process (GO): transcription initiation at RNA polymerase II promoter
Cellular component (GO): transcription factor TFIID complex
Molecular function (GO): metallopeptidase activity; chromatin binding; RNA polymerase II general transcription initiation factor activity
Source: RefSeq, a predicted model, not a curated record
CUAGAUCGUCAUCGCUCGCUCUAGGCUUGACCCAAACACGCACCUACUUGGUUAAGCUUCUCUAUAAAUAAUCACUCUAGUACGCUCAAACAAAUCAAAACACACACACCCAAAGAGAGAGAGAGAGAGAGAGAGAGUGUGCGUGUGCGCGAAAUUGAGAGUAAGAAGCAUCGAUUUACUUCCAUCUAGAAUCUAUUCUAUAGUUCUCAUUUCACCAUGGCAAAGCCUCGCAAACCAAAGAACGAAGACCCAAAGCCUGAAAACUCAGGCGCCGUAGUGCACCACCAAAAACUUUGUCUUUCCAUCGACAUGGAAAAACGUCUAGUUUACGGAUACACUGAAUUGGAAAUUGCGGUACCAGAAAUUGGGAUCGUUGGUCUACACGCGGAAAAUCUAGGGAUUGAAAGUGUAUUUGUUGAUGGCGAACCUACGGAGUUUGAAUAUUACCCUCAUCAGUAUCAUCAAUUGGACGAUGAAAAGAGAUGGAGUUCGGUUACUUCUCCUAGCUCUGCUGCUGAUGCUGCUGUUUCAGUGUACUUGUCUUCAUUGGAAAAAGAACUUGUGCCUAAUUUACUCAUUAAUUGUUGUAAACCUUUCAAGACUGAAACUGAACAGUCUCAGGAACAACCUGUUGCUGAAAAUGGGGUUCACUCCACUGCAGAGCCUAAGCAGAAUGUGAGAACGGUUCGUAUUGACUAUUGCAUAGAAAAGGCAGAGACAGGAAUCCACUUCAGAGAUAAUGUUCUUCAUACCGAUAAUCAGAUAAGGAGGGCAAGGUGUUGGUUCCCUUGUAUAGACGACAAUUCACAGCAAUGCUGUUAUGACCUGGAGUUCACUGUAGCACACAAUCUUGUGGCUGUCAGUACUGGAAGCUUGCUAUAUCAGGUCUUAAGCAAGGACAAUCCUCCUCGGAAAACAUAUGUCUAUAAAUUAGAUGUUCCAGUUGCUGCAAGGUGGAUAUCCUUGGCUGUUGCCCCAUUUGAAGUUCUUCCCGAUCACCAAUUUGGUCUCAUAUCGCAUAUGUGUUUGCCAGCUAAUCUAGCAAAGAUGCAGCACACAGUGGAGUUCUUCCAUAACGCCUUCAGCUGCUAUAAGGAUUAUCUUUCUGUAGAAUUCCCAUUUGAUUCGUAUAAGCAAGUUUUUGUAGAGCCUGAGAUGGCAGUUUCAUCAUUGAGUUUAGGAGCUUCUAUGAGUAUAUUUAGUUCUCAAGUUCUGUAUGACGAGAAGGUUAUUGACCAGACUAUUGAUACAAGGGUGAAACUUGCAUAUGCCCUUGCAAGACAGUGGUUUGGUGUUUAUAUCACUCCCGAGUCACCAAAUGAUGAGUGGCUCUUGGAAGGGCUCGCUGGUUCCUUGGCAGAUUUUUUUAUUAAGAAGCAUUUGGGUAAUAACGAAGCACGUUAUCAGCGAUACAAGGCAAAUUGUGCUGUGUGCAAGGUUGAUAAUAGUGGAGCAACGGUUUUGAGCUGUUCAGCUUCCUGUAAGGAUUUAUAUGGAACACAAUGCAUUGGUUUGUAUGGAAAAAUAAGAUCUUGGAAGUCUGUGGCAGUUGUUCAGAUGCUGGAAAAACAAAUGGGUCCCGAAUCUUUCCGUAGAAUUUUGCAAACUAUAGUUACUCGGGCUCAAGAUAAAACGCGAUCCGUAAAAACACUUAGUACUAAGGAGUUUCGACAUUUUGCUAACAAGGUUGGUAAUCUCGAACGUCCGUUUCUUAAAGAUUUCUUUCCCCGAUGGGUCGGUUCUUGUGGAUGUCCUGUUUUAAGGAUGGGAUUUUCCUAUAACAAAAGGAAGAAUAUGAUUGAAUUGGCCGUGUUGCGAGGAUGCACGGCAUUGCAGACUUCAAGUACAGCUGUUCUUGAUGUUAAUCCAGAUACUGAAAAUCGAGAUGGAGAUUCUGGAUGGCCUGGUAUGAUGAGUAUCAGGGUGUAUGAACUUGAUGGUAUGUAUGACCAUCCGAUUCUACCAAUGGCUGGAGAAGCAUGGCAGCUUUUGGAAAUUCAAUGCCACUCAAGACUUGCUGCUAGACGGUUUCAGAAACCGAAGAAAAGUUUAAAACUUGAUGGCUCUGAUGAUAAUGGCGAUGUGCCUUCAAUGGAUAUGCGCUCCAGCAGUACAGAGUCCCCUUUAUUAUGGAUCAGAGCAGAUCCUGACAUGGAGUACCUUGCUGAGAAUCAUUUUAAUCAACCAGUUCAGAUGUGGAUUAACCAAUUAGAGAAGGACAAAGAUGUUAUUGCUCAGGCACAAGCAAUUGCAGCCCUUGAGUCAUCACCCCAGCUAUCAUUUUCUGUUGUGAAUGCCCUGAACAGUUUUCUUACCGAUUCCAAGGCUUUUUGGAGAGUAAGAAUCGAAGCAGCAUUUGCAUUGGCGAAUUCAUCAUCUGAGGAAACUGAUUUUUCUGGUCUACUUCAUUUGGUGAAAUUUUAUAAGAGUCGAAGAUUUGAUCCUGACAUUGGACUCCCAAAGCCAAACGAUUUUCAUGAUUUUGCCGAAUAUUUUGUUCUUGAGGCCAUUCCACAUGCCGUAGCUACAAUCAGAGCUGCUGACAAGAAAAGCCCAAGAGAGGCUAUUGAGUUUGUUUUACAGCUAUUGAAGUACAAUGACAACACUGGGAACCCUUACUCAGAUGUCUUCUGGCUUUCUGCAUUGGUCCAGUCAAUUGGCGAGUUUGAGUUUGGGCAACAGAGUAUUCUCCUAUUGUCAUCACUCCUCAAGCGCAUUGACCGGCUUUUACAAUUUGAUAGUCUCAUGCCAAGCUACAAUGGAAUCUUGACUGUCAGUUGUAUCCGGACAUUGACCCAGAUUGCCCUAAAGCUUUCAGGGUUCAUUCCUCUUGAUCGUGUAUAUGAACUUGUAAAGCCUUUUCGAGACCUAAAGGCAAUUUGGCAAGUACGAAUUGAAGCCAGCCGAGCACUCCUUGAUCUCGAAUUCCACUGCAAGGGCAUUGAUGCAGCACUUCUUCUAUUUACCAAAUAUGUUCAGGAGGAGCCUUCCUUAAGAGGCAAGUUAAAACUGGGCACCCAUGUUAUGAGGCUAUGCCAGAUGAGAGAUGUUUUGAAUUCAAAUGAUGAAAUUACAAGCCAAACUCUUGUCUCUUUGCUCAGUUUAUUAGAAGGACGUAUGGCAUUUAAUAAUGUCUUUCUUCGUCACUACUUGUUCUGCAUAUUACAAAUACUGGCAAAAAGACCCCCAACUCUACAUGGAAUUCCCAGGGAAAGUAGAACGUUGCAUAUGAGUCUUACAGAAGCUUCUAACUAUCAGAGGAACCUAUUUGUUCUUGAUUCAGAAAGUAAACCUUUGGAACUUCCAAGUUCCACUCAAAACCUUACACAAGAUAUGACUAUGGCUGAGGCUUUGAGGGACUCACUUGAUGAAGCUCCCAAGGAACCAACUUGUGAAGCUCCCAAUGAAACACACAUUGAAGCUCUAAAAGAAGCACCCCUCGAGACACCCAAAGAGGACUUGACAGAAUUUCCCCCUGAAGCACCACCACCGAUUGAAGCUCCCAAUGAAAUUUUCAAGGAAGCAGAUACUGUAUCGAAUAGCCAUGAAAGAAAAAGGCUAAUCAAAAUCAAGGUUAAACAAUCUUCUGCCACCAGUAGGGCUGAUACUGAUAAUCAAAUGGUUGAACGCUCUUUAGGUGGACGAAAUGAAAAUGACCACGGAGCUACCAGUUCAGUUUCAGUAGAUGCACCUCAGAAGAAUUUUGGGGAGACUGUUAGCAUUGGUAAUCACAAUAUUGAGGAAGUUAAUUCUUGCCAUGAUCAUGGUUCUCGCAUGACUGCCAGCAUUGGUAGUGCAAAAGUUUUGAGUGAUGGUGACGAAUUGGUCAAAGAACUCCAAUGCACUGCCGAUUCAAGUGUAGUUUACUCUCAACCCCAGGCAGAUGAUCCAUCACCAUCUAGUAUUAUCCAGGAUAACAAUAUAGAUGCGGAUGCACGGCGAUUCGCCAGCCUUCAAACACUUUCAGUUACAAGAUUUGAUCUUGAUGGAGAAUCAUUUGGCAAAGUAGUUUCUGCUCGUGGGAAAGAAAAACACAGAGAUAAAGAUAAGAAACGGAAACGGGAAAGUCACAAAGGACAGCCAAAUGACCCAGAAUAUUUGGAGCGAAAACGAUUGAAGAAAGAGAAAAAGCGCAAGGAAAAAGAAUUGGCAAAACGGCUGAGUGAUGAUGCAAAAAGAUCUUCCAUAGACUUGUCAUGUAAGAAAGAUGAACCUGAAGUGGACGUUGCAAAGCAUCUGAAAUCUGUUGAACCAAGCGGAUAUAAUUCUAUUUCAGAAAUCGGAAGGAUUGAUACCAAACCAGAAAUCGGAAGGAUUGAUACCAAACCCGUGGCAUCUGAAGGUACAUCUGGUGCACCCAAAAUUCGAAUUAAAAUUAAAAAUCGAAUGAUCAAUAAGUCAUAAAAAUUAAAAUUAAAAUUUGCUAUUUUAUUCUGUAGAGGUUAGAAUGAAAGUAACAAUGUCCUUUUUAUUUACUGGGAUGUAGUUUUCUUUUCAAUGUCCGGCUUAGUAUGAUUUUCUUCGAGCUUUAUUUGUUGGUAGUUUUUUAAUCUGGUUAAAGAUAGAAAUAUGAUUGCAAUUUCAAUCGUAUAGUAUUCAAAUUGUGACUGGAGCGAUGUUUAGAUUAUGGUUGUAAAUUUGUAACUCUGCUUCAGUUGUAAAUUUACAAUUUUGUUGUAUUGUUCUUUAAAAUUGUAAUAUCAAAUCCAGCGGGUUAAAUAUAGA